GUUCUGCCUCGCGUUUACGAAGUCAUCAUCUCAGGAAACAAUUAGUACUUUUGACGUCGCAGCGGCAGCGGCAAAGGACGCGGCCUUCAAGAAUACGAAGUGAUUUUUAUCUUUUCAUUGAGCUAUAGUUCCAUUUCCUUGCUGCACCUUCUUGACCCAUUCGGAAAAUUUCCCAAGAUGGAGCCCGAAGAGGCUUGGGAGCUGUAUGCGCAGCCGCAACCCCAGGGAUUGCGACUACCUUCCGAUACGGUAGAGGACCACCAACUCCAGCAAAAAUGUAGCCGCGAAAAAAACGACCCAACGUCAAAGGUGAAAACGCUCUCUCUUGCGGACCUGUCGUGUGCCAUGAUCGCUAUUUUCGGUUUCAAGUUCAAGAAAUACGAUCUGAAAAUGAGCAUCUGCCGCCACAACACUUGCGCACACGAGAUUAUAGGUGGAGCUGGUAGGAAUAAAACUACGACUUCUACUCCUACUGGUUCUUGUUCUGUUGACGUGACACAGGGGGCACUACAGCCAGAAUUAGGCGGCCUCUCAACAGCACAUCACACGACGAGCUCGUUCUCAGCAAGUACUAGAAACAAGGCCUUGCUGCUACAGUUGCACCAGCAGCGAACGCCUGCUUUUACUACAGCCACGUCGUCCACCACCGCGGAAACAGGAGCUGCACUAGCGCAAGAAUCCCAACAAAGCACGGCCCCCGGUGGUACAACAACAUCAAACAAGGUCAACAUGAUCUCUACGACGAUUGAUGAUCCUCCUUCGGACGCCGAAUUUUUCCUGUCCAGCAAGCAGGACUUCUUGAACCUGGUUCAGGAGCGGAAGCAGCUGCUGCAGAAUUGCACGACUAGUGGGAGUAGGACCGCGUAUCAGCAAUUUUCGGCGCUGGACGUGCAACACUGCGGGCAGGUCCGUGUCAGUGAUCUCAUGACGGUGGAAAUGGGAAGAACGGGGGGGAGUGGAGGGAGCAGGAGCACGAGGAAUACCAGUAGUACAUCAAGCUCUGGUCGAGGACCCUCCGCGCAACGGCCGCCUCUGCUGUCCGAGAAGUUGGCGAGCAAGAUUGUGCGGGCGGUGAGUCGCAACAAGACCACGUCGUUGGACCACAACGAACUAACGGGACAUCCAGAAGAGCCGUAUUUCACCUACCAAGACUACGCGGCCUACGUGCAGGACCGGGCGACGACGACGAGAGUGGGGGAAAUGAAGAAAAGCACUGCUCAACGUCCUGUAGUGGUCUCUGUGCACGAAGACGACCGACGUCCUCCCAGGAGCGCUAGUAACCAGCGAGACACAAAGCACUCGUCUUGCACUCCAAAAAAACCCACCAGUCAUUUUGUAGAUCAUAUGGAGAUCGAAUAACAAACUGUAGUGGAUCAUGUCGUGGAUGAAGCAACUACAUGAAGACAAACAUCAAUCGAAGGGAUUCAUGAGUUCACAAGCA
Amoebophrya sp. A120 is the source of this 1441-nucleotide messenger RNA. The record is from the annotation of a GenBank genome assembly. NCBI's taxonomy places the organism in Eukaryota, Dinophyceae, Syndiniales, Amoebophryaceae.